This is a messenger RNA of Aspergillus japonicus CBS 114.51, 347 nucleotides long. RefSeq lists its product as uncharacterized. Lineage: Eukaryota; Fungi; Ascomycota; Eurotiomycetes; Eurotiales; Aspergillaceae. Bases 128 to 310 code for a protein of 60 amino acids. The record is from RefSeq and is a predicted model, not a curated record. The transcript has a single exon.
UGACACCAAUAUAUGAUGAAGAAUCAGCCCAUUCCACACGUUCGGGGACUUGGUCAGUCCAAAGUAAGCUUCCCCGUGACGUACGUAACUACCUUACUACAUACUACCCUACUGCUGAAAGGGAUGGAUGGAUCCCCUCAAUCUCAGGUGUCAAUUUUUCUUAGUUUCUUUCUUUCCUUCAUCCCACUUUGGAUGUAUCGUGGCGCUUGUUCAGGUGGGACGGCAGUCUCUCUUCUGCUCUAUUCGUUUCCCUGUUUCCCCCUCGCUUGCAGUGCUUUCAUGCUUGUUCCUCAUCGAGAUCCUGUACUAGAUUACCUCAACUCGAAUGAAUAUGACGUUCCCAUCUC